Sus scrofa (pig) is the source of this 4115-nucleotide messenger RNA. Lineage: Eukaryota; Metazoa; Chordata; Mammalia; Artiodactyla; Suidae. The record is from RefSeq and is a predicted model, not a curated record.
AAGGUAACAUGACCGGUCCUCCAGGGGACCCAGUCACCGCUCAGCCCACACCCCUCCCAGGAGUGGGGUUCCUGACAACAGGAGGAAGAGGAAACUCAGGCUCAGAGAAAGGGCACUGCUCUCGAAGCUCCAGGAGCAGAGGCGACACUUGAAGGAAGUGGUUUCCUUCAAAGGAAGCCCUCACCCACAUCAGGGUCCUCUAAAGCUGGAAGGCAGGACCUCGGGAGGAGGAGGAGGUCCCGCCAAGGACCAAGGGGCGGGAAGAGGCAGGAAGAACUCAGGGCCUGAGCCCACGGAGGUGGGGUGGAUGCUGUUGCAGGAGAGACACAGAGAAGCCCCUGGAGGGGCUGGGACACACAGAAGCCCACCCUCGGGGACAGGAGCAGAGGAGCCUCUCCUUCCCACAUCUUCCUUCUUCCCCUCCCAGCUCACUGCCACUUGCCUGAGCUGGACUCGGAAGCCACACACAGGUCCGUGAUGCACUGAGCCCUGGCUGUGUUGGGCACCUGCGUCUUCCCUGAAGCAUCGCCAGGGUCUGUGGCCCCGUCCACUCCCAGCACCCACAGGGACGUGCUGGUGGGUGGGCUUGGGAGGGAGCUAGACCCCAGGGGGAGCCUCUCAGAGAGAAGGACGGGCCCUGGUCCCCAUCACUGGACAGGGAUGCCAGGAAGGCACCAACGCUGUCCCCCAAACAAGAACCAGGGGAGUUGUGGACAUGGCUCAGUGGUAACACACCCGGGCCUUCCUUAGUGGGUUAAGAUGCCGGUGUGGCCACAAGCUGAGGUGUAGGACACAGAUGCGGCUCGGAUGCCGUGUUGCCAUGGCUGUCUUGCCGGCUGGCACCUGCUAGCUCUGAUGCCACCAUAGCCUGGGAAAUUCCAUAUGCAGCAACAGGGGCCCUAAAAAGACCAGGAAAAAAAAAAAACCCACAAAAAUAGAGCCAGGCUCCCGAGAAGAGGCAGUUCCCCUUCCUGUGGGGCUGCAGACCUGACAGCCCCGUGACAGGAAGGACCAGCCUCCGAGGGGCCACACCCUGGGCCCUGUCUGUCCUGAGGGCGCCUGACUCUCCUCCAGCUGCACAGCCUGGACCACGGGGAGGAGACGCCAUGACCCCCACGCUCCCGGGCCUGCUCUACCUCGGGCUGAGUGUGGGCCUGGGGACCCAGGUGCAGGCAGGGAUUCUCCCCAAACCCACCCUCUGGGCUGAGCCAGGCCCUCUGGUCACCUGGAAUAGCCCUGUGACCAUCUGGUGUCAGGGGGCUCUGUGGGCCCAGGAGUUCCAUCUGGUUAAAGAGGGAAGGCAAAUUCCCUGGUACCAACUGAGACCACUGGAGGAUCGGGUCACGGCCAAGUUCUCCAUUCAAUACAUGACCCAGGUCUACGCAGGGAGGUACCGCUGUUACUACAUCAGUCCCAUUGGCGAGUCACAGCCCAGCGACGCCCUGGAACUGGUGGUGACAGGAGCCCACAGCAAAGCCGCCCUCUCAGCCCUGCCCAGCCCUGUGGUGGCCUCAGGAGGGAAUGUGACCCUCCAGUGUGGCUCAUGGCACAGAUAUGACAGGUUCAUCCUGACUAAGGAAGGAGAACACAAGUCCUCCUGGACCCUGGACACACAGAGACACCCCGAUGGGCAGACCCGGGCCCUGUUCCCUGUGGGCCCCGUGACCCCCAGCCACAGGGGGACGUUCAGAUGCUAUGGCUAUUUCAGAGACAAACCCCAGGUGUGGUCAGAACCCAGUGACCCCCUGGAGCUCCUGGUCUCAGGGGGCUCUGGGAAGCCCUCCCUCCUGACCCCGCAGGGCCAUGUCAUGGCCUCUGGACAGAGCCUGACCCUCCAGUGUCGCUCUGCCAUCAGCUAUGACAGGUUUGCGCUAGCCAAGGAGGGGGCAUGGGACCUCCGCCAGUGCCCUGCCUGGCAGCCCCAGGCUGGGCUCUCUCAGGCCCACUUCCCCCUGGGCCAGGUGAGCAGCCACCCUGGGGGCCGGUACAGAUGCUACGGUGGACACAACCUCUCCUCACUGUGGUCGGCCCCCAGUGACCCCCUGGACAUCCUGGUGGCAGGAUGGUUCCCUGCCACACCCUCCCUCUCACAACAACCGGGCCCCUCAGUGGCCGCAGGACAGAACGUGACCCUGCUGUGUCGGUCAUGGGUUCCCAUGGACACUUUCCUUCUGUCCAAGGAGGGGGCGGCCCACCCCCCGCUGCGUCUUAGGUCACAGCCCCAAGCUGGGCAGAACCAGGCCCAGUUCUCCAUGGGUCCUGUGACCUCGGCCCAUGGGGGCACCUACAGGUGCUACGGCUCACUCACCAGGGACCCCUACCUGCUGUCACAGCCCAGUCAGCCCCUGGAGCUCGUGGUCUCAGGAGGCUCCCAGGAUCAGCCCUCCCCCCACGGACUCAGGCCCCCGCAGGGGCCUCCCAUGGUACCUGAGCCUUCUGAUCGGGGUCUCAGUGGCCUUCGUCCUGCUGCUGCUCCUCCUCCUCUUCCUCCUCUUCCGACAUCGACACCGACACCAGGGUCAGGACAGAUGCAGGAAGUCAGGGGCUGCAGACCCAGAGCCCGAGGACAGAGGCCUGCAGAACAGGUGACUCCUGCCCCAAAGACCCCAGGCUCCCAGCUGCCCGCAGCCCCGUCCGCCCCUAACACCCCCAUCUCCUCCCAGCUCCAGCCCAGCCGCCGACGCCCAGGACCAGAACCUCUAUGCUGCCCUGAAGGACACACAGUCUGAGGAGGGGACGGAGCUGGACCAUCUGAACGGGCAGCAUGGAGCCCCCCAGGAGCAGACCUACGCCCAGGUCAACCACUCCAGAUCGAGAGUGAGGCGGGGGUGGCCCCCUCUCUCCCUCCCCGUCGGGGGCACUGCUGGACAGACCAGCGAAGACGACAGGCAGGGGGACGGUCAGGUGGGUGUCUGCCUCUCUGGGCCCCCAGGCUGCCCCUCACCCCAGAGGUACAGCUGGACUCUCUCUCCCCCACUGCAGGCUGCUGCAUCUGCAGAUGCCCAGGACGUGACCUACGCCCAGCUGAGCCACGGGACCCUCAGUCGGGGACAACGGCACCCCCUCCCUCCCAGUCUGGGGAGCCCCCAGCAGAGCCCAGCGUGUAUGCUGUUCUGCCAUCCGCUAGCCCCCAAGGACCCAGACCCCGCAUUCCAGGGACUGGAUUGCAGGCACCCCAGCAGGCACGGGAGCUGCUGGCAUGGACACCCCCUAAGGACCACCCGCCAGCCGGGACUCCUCACACGAGUCCAGGAGCUCCGGGGGCCCUAAGGAACUAACAACCCCACAUGUUGGACUUAAAGCAACAGACCUCUCAACUACCAGGGAUUCGGAAAGAGAAUCGUACAUUAUUCCAAACGAAGGUAGAAAGAGGGAAAUUAGAAUGACAAGAAUCAGUACCAAGGAGGACAAGCAAAAACUGGAGGAAAAUCCAGAGAGCCAACAUGCCAUUCUUGCCAACACCGAUCACACGCUCAAACCCCAGGCACGGGAACCAAGGGUCAAGGGACGAAGGCACACGUCACCCUUGUCGGGACACUACGCAGACCCUACAGAUGGGGUUUUCUGGGGUUUUUCUUUUCUGGCCACGCCUGCAUCAUGCAGAAGGUCCUGGACCAGGGAUCAAACCCUCACCACAACAAUGACAAUGCCGGAUCCUUAACCCACUGAGCCACAAGGGAACUCCCCUACAGUUUUAAGUAAAGAACUUUAUGGAGUUCCCACCGUGGCUCACGGGAUCAGCAGGAUCUCUGACCACUAGGAUGCAGGUUCGAUCCCCGGCCUGGCACCGGGUGUUAAGGGUCCAGCAUUGCCGCAGACACUGCAUACGACUCAGACCUGAUCCCUGGCCUCGGAAUUCCGCAUGCUCCAAGGAGGCCAAAAAAGAAAAACUAAAUACACAAAUAAAUAGAACUGUGUGAACAAUUUUAUGCCACAAGAAAAUGUAGAUGAAAGGGACAAAAAUUCUCAAAAAUACAAUUUACCAAAAUGAUGGAGAUAAACGGAGAUAACAAAUCUUGGAGUUCCCGUCAUGGCUCAGUGGUAAUGAACCCAACUAGCAUCCAGGAGGAUGCUGUGACCGUGCGGGUGUUUUUUUCAGGAAUGCAGGAUUGGUU